Messenger RNA from Phycomyces blakesleeanus NRRL 1555(-), 150 nucleotides. RefSeq lists its product as hypothetical. The record is from RefSeq and is a predicted model, not a curated record. The transcript has 2 exons. Lineage: Eukaryota; Fungi; Mucoromycota; Mucoromycetes; Mucorales; Phycomycetaceae. Bases 1 to 150 code for a protein of 49 amino acids.
AUGUCUUUGCCUUUCUUUCACCUACAUAUUCUCAGAGUCAGACAGUACCAGCCGAAUAAAAAUGUCACCCCUCACCAAGAAUUUCCGUCCCCUAAACUUAGGGUACACGCUGUCCAGGCUGUUCAGGCUGUCCUGCCAGGCUGUCCGUAA